Messenger RNA from Anopheles arabiensis, 2089 nucleotides. It is a transcript of the gene Mer, whose product is annotated as moesin/ezrin/radixin homolog 2. Gene Ontology annotation, molecular function: actin binding; cell adhesion molecule binding. The record is from RefSeq and is a predicted model, not a curated record. Gene Ontology annotation, cellular component: apical part of cell; plasma membrane; filopodium. Gene Ontology annotation, biological process: positive regulation of early endosome to late endosome transport; regulation of cell shape; regulation of gliogenesis. Lineage: Eukaryota; Metazoa; Arthropoda; Insecta; Diptera; Culicidae. The coding region runs from base 1 to 1779 and encodes 592 amino acids. The transcript has 7 exons.
AUGAUGGUCCCAUUUCGACGUAAGAAAUCUAACAAACAAUUUCCAGUGAAAGUAUGUACCUUUGAUUCGGAGCUUGAAUUUCACCUUGAGCACCGAGCAACAGGUAGAUACUUGUUUGAAUUAAUAUGUCGAACGAUCGGCCUGCGCGAGACAUGGUACUUUGGGUUGCAGUUCGAAGAUUCCAAAGGAAACCUGUCGUGGCUGAAAAUGGACAAGAAGGUCCAGGAUCAGAGCGUGCACAUGACAAACGGUAGCUGUAUGUUUAUAUUCUUAGCCAAGUUUUUUCCCGAAAAUGUGGCUGAAGAGCUAGUACAGGAGGUAACGCAGCAUCUGUUCUUUCUACAAAUAAAACAAGCCAUAUUGUCGAUGGAUGUGUACUGUCCGCCGGAGGCAUCUGUGUUGCUUGCCUCAUACGCGGUGCAAGCCAAGUACGGCGAUUAUGACGAAGCAGUAUGUAAGCCAGGGAUGCUGAUCAGCGAAAAUUUGCUGCCGCAACGCGUGAUCGAUCAGUAUCAAAUGACACCCCAAAUGUGGGAAGAACGCAUUAAAACGUGGUAUGCAGAUCAUCGAGGUAUGUCCAGAGAUGAGGCAGAAAUGGAAUAUCUAAAGAUUGCGCAGGAUCUGGAUAUGUUUGGUGUCAACUACUUUCCUAUAACGAACAAGAAAAACACGGAAGUUUGGCUUGGUGUGACGGCGUUGGGAUUGAACAUUUAUAACAAAGAAAACAAGUUGCUGCCAGUGACAACUUUCCAGUGGAAUGAAAUCCUGCACAUCAGUUUCGACGAUCGAAAGUUUGUGGUGAAAACUAAUGACAGCAAAAGCCCCAAGCCUGUGAUAUUCUAUUCGCAAAAGCUGCGCAUCAACAAAUUGAUAUUGGAUCUGUGCGUGGGCAACCACGAUCUUUACAUGAAACGGCGCAAACCCGAUACGAUGGAAAUUCAACAAAUGAAAGCCCAAGCGAAAGAGGAAAAGCAACGAAGGCAGGUCGAGCGGAAUAAGUUAACGCGCGAAAAGCAGCUGCGUGAAGCGGCAGAGCGAGAAAAGGCAGCGAUGGAGCAGAGACUGAUGCAGCUGCAGGAAGAGAUGCGAGCCGCGAACGAAGCUUUGCAUCGCAGUGAAGAGGCAGCGGAACUUUUGGCGGAAAAAAAUCGCCUUGCUGAGGAAGAGGCAAUGCUACUCUCUCACAAGGCCCAGGAAGUUGAGCAGGAGAUCAAUCGGAUGCGUAUGACUGCUCGCAAAACGGAAGAAGAAAAGAUGUACCUGGAGCGAAAGACACAAGAAGCAGAGUUACUCACUGCUCGCAUGAUGGAGGAAUCACGCAAACGAGCUUUAGAGGCCGACAAGUUGAAAAAUGAACUGAUACACGCGCGUGUGGCAGAAAAGGAAGCGAAAGAAAAAUUGCUGAAUUUUCUAAGUCGAACGUCCACCGAAUCGAUACUCAUUACACCUUCUUCAUCACCGGAAUCUCCUAUGCAUGAAAUGCAUUCGUACGAUCUCUUGGCCGACGGUGAUAUGGAACAACUUUCACUGGAAAUCGAAAAAGAACGGGUUGAAUACUUGGCCAAGUCGAAACAAGUACAGAAUCAGCUCAAGGAGCUUCGCUCUGAAAUUGAGCAACUAAAAAUCGGUGAGAAUCAAUGCCCACUGGAUGACAUCAAUGCCGAGCAGUUGCGGCUAGGUGAGACAAAAUAUUCCACCCUGAAAAAGGUUAAGUCCGGUUCAACAAAAGCACGAGUAGCAUUUUUUGAGGAACUGGAGCCGGAAGAAUCGAUAGUGUAAAACAUUACGAUCGGUUACGAUUUUUUCGUAUCUAGCACAACCUAUCUCAGGAAUGACAACUAUUAUAAGGUGCCUUGCAAAAUUAACGAACAUAUCAGACAGUUUCGAACGAAACCAAAGCCAGAAAAGAGCUCGGGCCAUGAGAACAAAUGCGAACGAAUUGUUAGGACUAUUGUUAUGCCGAAAAACUUCAACAGACUGCCAGUUUCUUCUAAUGAGGUGACACAAUGGAAAAGUGAACGUUUUCUAUUGAAAUAGAUUCAAAUGUUCCUGCGUCGACAAUAAAUUGAAAUUUUAUGUUUAUAAUCCA